This is a messenger RNA of Ambispora gerdemannii, 288 nucleotides long. NCBI's taxonomy places the organism in Eukaryota, Fungi, Glomeromycota, Glomeromycetes, Archaeosporales, Ambisporaceae. The record is from the annotation of a GenBank genome assembly.
AUGGGUGAUCAACAGAUCAAUAGGGUGGAAGUAAAUUUACACGAUGAAAAAGAAAUAGAAGAGAUAAAAGCAGAAAUCGAAAGACUCCUAAGAGACCUUGAUUGUCUCAGGCUUCCGGUUUUAGAACCUCCUCCCGGAGCAAUUUUGAGAAGCGGUGAUGGUAGAAGAUUAGUCAAUGUAAGUCUAGUAGCUAAAUCGGUGGCAGCAUCUCUUUUAGGAACUGGAAUAAUCACGCAGCUGCAACAAGCAGACGAAACAAGCUUCAUUCUAGAUAGAAGUUCUGAGUGA